GGGUGUGUUUCCCUUUAAGCGCUCCUGUGAGCAGCAGAAAUCAGCAGACGUUGGAGGGGACGGUCGGCCUCGGCAGCUCGGACAGCCGUGCAGGAUGGACCGAUAAACAGCUCUGUUCGAAGCGAUGUUCAGAUUUUUUUGCCAUGGAAAUGGAUAUGAUACCGAAAUUCUCCUCAAAAGAUGAGGAAAUCGACUUUUGGAAGACUCUUUCCUUCAAGUACAAGAAAAGCUGUGAGGAGGCUCAGGAGGAGCUGCUGGAGUUUCAGGAGGGGAGCAGGGAGCUGGAGGCUGAGCUGGAAGCACAGCUUGGCCAGGCCGAGCAUCGAAUGAAGGACCUGCAGUCUGAGAACAACAGACUCAAGAAUGAGGCUGAAACUCUCAAGGAGAAACUGGAGCAGCAGUACUCUCAGAGCUACAAGCAGAUCUCCAUGCUGGAGGACGACCUCGGCCAAACGCGCAGCAUCAAGGAGCAGCUUCACAAAUACGUCAGAGAGCUCGAGCAGUCCAACGAUGAUCUGGAAAGAGCCAAAAGAGCAACUAUCGUGUCUCUUGAGAACUUCGAGCAGCGUCUGAACCAGGCCAUUGAGAGGAAUGCCUUCCUGGAGAGCGAGCUGGAUGAGAAGGAGUCGCUGCUGGUCUCGGUGCAAAGAUUAAAGGAUGAAGCCAGAGAUUUACGGCAGGAGCUCGCCGUGCGAGAGAGGCAGGCAGACGUAACCAGGAUGUCCGCUCCGAGUUCACCCACACAGGAUAACGUGAAGAUGGACACGGCUGUGCAGGCCUCCCUCUCCCUGCCGGCUACCCCACUGAGCAAAGGUCUGGACAACGCCUUUGCCAACCAAACAGUGCUAUCAAAUGGCUAUGGCAGCAACUCGCCUCUGACCCCCUCGGCCAGAAUAUCAGCCCUCAACAUUGUCAGUGAUUUGCUCCGGAAAGUUGGGGCUCUCGAGUCGAAGCUCGCCGCCUGCAGGAACUUUGCCAAAGACCAGAAAGCUCGGAAGACGUUCGCUCUCGACAACAGCAACGCGCUAAAUGCAAACUACUCCCAAGCGCUCCAUACGUCAUAUUUUGAUAAAGCGACUGAGAUGGUCAUAUUCCCUGCAUUAAUUUGGGCAGGACCGUGAACGGACUCGAAGCUGGUACCCGGAUGGCCAUCACUGCGCCUCCCGCCGCCUCCUCCCACGGUUUAGUGCCCCUGGCUUUGUGACACCAACAUGAAACACAACAGGAAGAGAAGGCGCAAAAAGAGGGAUCACGAAAGGCUAAUACUGUAAAACUUACUGUUACUGUGGCUCAUCUCCUCGUCUUCCCGCGCUGCCUCUCUCUCUGUCUGUCCUCACUUGUGCUUCGUUUGCUGUAAAUUAGUCUGUAUAUGAUGUGUUACUGUAUCCACUGUUUGCUCACAAAGACUGUUAAAGCCCCCCCUCUGCUUUUUUUCCCUCAAGGAUCUCCCCUGACAUGUGAAGUGGUUUCUAAGAAUGGCAUAUCAUCUGGAAAGGGAAAUAUUAUGCAGUUAGUCUUGGAAAUGAUGAUGAGUUGCUUUUUUGUUUUUAAAACUAAGCAGCCUCUUCACUGAUCUUUAACUUAAAUUACUUCAGUUAAACCACUGCUGAACCCUCUAAUUAUAAAAAUCAGCAGGUUUAUUGGAUGCAGAUGUCCUAAAUAACUGUGCCAUGUGGCCUGUGACUCCACCAAUUAUUGAGGUUUCCAAGAGCCUUUCCAGGUAGUGAUUUUUGGGUGAUUCUGGCUUUUGGCGCCAUCCUCGUGCGCUUGUAUUUGACUUCUUAUUUAGUUCCACAGAGUCGGGAGUUUUUCAGUGAGCCAAACACACCAUGUAACUUCUGAACCGUGUGACAUGACGUGUACAGUAUUGGUCAUAUUGAUCGUUAUUGACAGGCAGCCAGUUAAAGUAGUGCUGUCAUAGUGUUCGGACCAGUUAACCAGCAUUCUUACAGCCUGUAGUCGAAACGUUUUAUCCACAUUUUGUUCUUUGAAUUGAUGCACAAACCUUUCUCAGUUGCAAGUGAAGCACUUUGACCUUGUUUUGUUUUUUGUUGGGUUUUUUUGUUUUUGUUUUUUUUGUGUUUUUUUUCAUUCGAGUGCAAUAUUGCCUGUUUGUGGGUUUAAUUUAUUUUAAAUUUCUUUUAUAGCAUGUUUCAAUAAAAGAUGUAAUUAUACCACA
This is a messenger RNA of Haplochromis burtoni (Burton's mouthbrooder), 2179 nucleotides long. RefSeq names its product nudE neurodevelopment protein 1-like 1a (gene ndel1a). NCBI's taxonomy places the organism in Eukaryota, Metazoa, Chordata, Actinopteri, Cichliformes, Cichlidae. Gene Ontology annotation, molecular function: microtubule binding. The record is from RefSeq and is a predicted model, not a curated record. Gene Ontology annotation, cellular component: centrosome; kinesin complex; kinetochore. The coding region runs from base 144 to 1121 and encodes 325 amino acids. Gene Ontology annotation, biological process: establishment of mitotic spindle orientation; chromosome segregation; vesicle transport along microtubule. The transcript has 10 exons.